AUCACUUACCUUCAGUCUCUCUCUAUAUAACAAGGCAAGGUUGAAUGACCAAGAACUCUUCACAUUUCUCAGUUUUUUCAGUGAACUUCGGAGAAUGUUAAACCAAUUACAGGGAUUCAAGUUUCUACUGCUUCUAUGGGGAACUCUUCUGGUUAUUGCCUCUCUGCCUAACCAUGGAUCAGGUGCAGAAUGUGGCGAUAAGAACAAACCAACAGUGAAACAAACAAAGGUGGGAUCUGGAAAUCCACCAAAAUUCAUGGUGGAAGUACAAAACAACUGCACAAUAUGCCCUGCAAUCAACAUUCACGUCAAAUGUGGAAGUUUUACUCAAGAUCUUGUAAACCCUAGACUUCUUAAAGUCUUGGGCAAAGGCGAUUGUGUUGUCAAUGCUGGAUUACCACUAGGUCCUCUGCAGAAGAUCUCUUUCAACUAUACUCACACUAAGUUUAACAUUUCCACUAGUACCUGGUAUUUUCAAUGUGAAUGACUAGAUUUCUUGAACGAUUGGAUUUCUGCUUGCUAAUUGUGCUUUUACACUGACUAGUGGCUUCAAUUCACCAAUUCAAUGUAAUUUUCAUGCUGAAGUCACAAGAAAAAGCAUCACAAGGCAGUUAAAGGAUUAUGCUAA
Molecule: messenger RNA, 628 nt
Organism: Papaver somniferum (opium poppy)
Lineage: Eukaryota; Viridiplantae; Streptophyta; Magnoliopsida; Ranunculales; Papaveraceae
Exons: 2
Coding region: 95-487 (130 amino acids)
Biological process (GO): cell fate determination
Source: RefSeq, a predicted model, not a curated record